Messenger RNA from Aureobasidium melanogenum CBS 110374, 996 nucleotides. RefSeq lists its product as uncharacterized. The coding region runs from base 1 to 996 and encodes 331 amino acids. The record is from RefSeq and is a predicted model, not a curated record. Gene Ontology annotation, molecular function: metalloendopeptidase activity. Gene Ontology annotation, biological process: CAAX-box protein processing. The transcript has 3 exons. NCBI's taxonomy places the organism in Eukaryota, Fungi, Ascomycota, Dothideomycetes, Dothideales, Saccotheciaceae. Gene Ontology annotation, cellular component: endoplasmic reticulum membrane.
AUGCUACCCACGACGCCAGCGAUCAGCCUUCACGUGGCGGGUGGCCUAACCGUCCUUUUCACAAUCAUCUAUAUUGCCCCCUUCUACCUUUCACCCACCCUGCGGAGCAAUUCGAUCGCCAAUCGUAACACCCCUUCCGUCAUUGAGGCGCGCAUCCGCGCUGUAGUCUGGAGUUGUGUGGCCAGCGUAGUCAUCACUGUCUGUGUGCUCUCUCUCAAAGGUCAUGUUACCAUUGGGGAGACACUUCAUCUACUCGGUGUGUACCCUGUAAACGUUCUCGAUACUGCCAAGUCUUUUCUCCUUGUAGCCAUCCUCUUUGCAGGUCCUCUAUUUGAAAGAGCCAUCAUCGAAGGAGAAUGGAGAAGCUGGGGAGGUACUGCAAUCAAGGAAACGGUCUAUGACGACCUUAUAGGUUGGCGUAAUCUUGUUGUUGGCCCUGUAAGCGAAGAAGUGGUGUUCAGAAGUCUUGCAAUCUCCUUGUUUCUACUGGCUCAGACAUCCGCUCUGCGGAUAACGUUCACUUCGCCAUUGAUCUUCGGUGUGGCUCAUGUGCAUCAUCUGCAUGAACACAUCAAUGCUUCUCGGCGCCCUGGAGCAAGCUAUCUGGCUACUGCUCUAACGCCGUCGGUCAUACUGCCCGGCUUGCUUCGUUCCAUUUUCCAAUUCCUCUACACUUCGCUGUUCGGCUUUAUCGCUGCUUUUGUCUACUUGCGCACGAGCUCGCUCGUGGCAUGCAUUCUUGCCCACAGUUUCUGCAACUGGAUGGGUUUGCCUAGAUUCUGGGGCCGUGUUGGACAGGAAGUAGGAGAAGAAAUGGUAGACCAAACACACUACGAUGGCAGUGUGACUGAUGCAUUGCAGACUGGCACACAUGGUCAGCGACUGUCCGUUGCCUGGACGAUUGCAUACUACGUCGUGCUUGUUGCAGGCGCUAUCGGUUUCUGGAAACUUCGCUGGUCGUUGACAUACAGCGAUCUGGCUCUGAUACAGUUCUAG